UAACACUGAUUUGUCUGUAAUUGGUAGAUCAGAGGAUAAUCUUCCCAAAAAAAGAAAACUGCUUGGCAUGUCUCAUCAAAUUUUGUGGGGAAAAGUUUCGGAAAAAAAAAUGUUAGUCACCAGAAGCAAUACAGAAGCCUUUCUGAAAGGUGAUAGGGAGUACCAAGGUGUAACUGAUCCAUUAGAAAUGGUACAAAUAGUACGUGAACAUCCAGAAGUGGGGUUUUUAUAUCUCACCAAAGCUGUGCCAAAGUCUUCUGUACACUACCAUCCAUACAGUCUAAAGGUUGUUAAGUAUCAAGACAUUGACAAAAUGAACUAUUUCACUAUUAGUCCCAAUGGUGUGGUCCAAGUUACAGAUGGAGUAGCUGAAUUUACCCACUUGCACAAUUGGGAAAGGGAAUACAAGCUGUACUUGAAACUGACAAAGAUUCCAACAUUUGCAAAUUUCAGACUUUGGAAAGCAUUUAAUGUGUGGAAGACAAAUGUUCUUCAUAAGAAGAAAUUAGCUUGCAUAGAGAAAUUAGAGGAUUCUCUUUUCAUAUUAAAUCCAGUCCUUCAGAAAGCAUUAUUCAUGAUACAAAAAAUGUGUCUCCAAUUGAGAAAAGGAAGGUUAUUCAGAAUAGAAAAAGGAAAGACUUGUACUCUAGAAGAAUUCACCCACAUGACAAAUCAAGAAUGUUUAGAGGUUAGUGAAAAAUUGGUAGACUUCAGAGUUUUUCUCAAGCAGAAAGUGUUCAAAAGUUUUCUACUUUUCAUGGAAAGUAAAGGAUUUUAUUUUGACUUACCACCAUCUGAAAAACCAUCAGUAUCGGGAGAAGAAGUACCAACACUUAAGACUGAAAAAGAAACAAUGGAACAAUUCUUUAUGUCAGAUGUGUCUGGUAGCAAAGUAAAUCUGAAUGAGUAUUCAUAUGAGAAAUCUCAACAGAAAAUGCAAGUAGAAGACCAAUUACCUUCUUUUUCUGAACUUCAGAUGGACUUUGAAAAUGAAAAUGAGACGUCUUAUAUAGCACAAGCUCAGAAGAGACUUCUCUGUACUCGUCUAACCAAGUUUUUGCACUUAAUUGACUAUAAGAAAGCAAGCCUCUUUCACCAAAUGGUUGUAAACACAGCAAGUGAUUUUUUAAACAAGUUGAAAGAAAAGUUAACAGGCCAUACAACUGAACUACCUGACACUGGUGAAGAAGAGCAUAAUGUGAUUGAUAUUGAAACAGAAAUGGAUUUGUCAUCUGGUAUGAAUAAACCAUUUUUUAUUGUCAAAUUGGUUUUGGAAGAAAAUGACCUUGCAUUUCAUCCUACCUUUGAGGAAUUUUCAACAAAUAUUAAACAAGCAGUGGAGAAAAGUAAAAAAGCAGUGGAGACAUUUGAAAAUUUAGCCUCUGAUGAUUAUUUUGAAAGCUUUACAAGUCCUGUUAUAAAUGGUAAACAAGAAGAAAAUGAAGUAGCUGAAGGUCCAGUUCUCUUAGAAAUGUUUCAAGAAGAUGAGAAUUUGCAUAAGUUGCUUCUUGAUAUUGAACAAACUCUCCAAGAAGCAUUUGGAAUGGCAACAAAGCAGGCUGAAAGUUAUCGACCACUUCAAGUGUUUUACCUUGAAAAUGAAAAAUUGAAUUUAGCAGAAUUAGUGAAACACGAAGAAGAUGUUCAGUUCUAUUCCACAAUGUUAUCCAAGUUUCAUGAACAACAUAAAAUGGUUGAAGCUGUUCCAAAGUUUGAGUCACUUGGAUUAAUACUCGUGGAUAAUACUGUUUUACGGGCAGAGAUACUUCCUUCACCCUUGAAGUGUAUCGAGAUACUUCACAAUCGGCUUCCAAAAUUAGCAAAAAUAAAAGUGGACUUGCUCUCAAAUGAGACAAACACUGCCCAAUCAAAAUUAAUGUCCACCCCUAAAAGCACAGUAGAACUUGUUGAGAGGCUGAUAUUUCUUGAUAAGAUUGAGCGAAGGAUAGAAGACAUGGAAGCAGGCUUAAGUGUGACUAGACAGUUUUAUGAUUUAAUGGACUCGUACAGUGUACUGGUUCCUCCUGAGGAUAUUGCUGGAUAUUCAGCUUUAGGUGGUUUGCUAAGUCAUUUGCAGACAACUAUCGAAAAUGAAUCUUCAGAAAGAGAGACAUACAUAACAAAUUUGAACACAUCACUUCUUAAGGAUAUUGAAGAACUCAAACAAGAAGUGAAAGAGUUAAGAAAAGAUGUUGAGGAGCCAUUUCUUAUGGAUGUGAACGCCGAUCCACGGAAAGUUACAGACUUACUUGCUUCCUUGGCUGUGAGGUUUGAACAAAUAACAGGACAAGCAUCCCAAUAUAAAGAAUACCAGAGAGAUUUUCAGUUUGAAGUCACCCACUUUGAAGAAUUGGAAAAAGUAGUAUCUGAACUUCAUCUAAAGCAGUUGCUAUGGAAUUCUUUCUUUACCUGGAACACUUUAAUGCAAGAAUGGAGAGAGUGUGAAUUUGAAAUAAUUAACCCAGAGCAUCUAACAACACAAACAACAGAGUAUCUUAAAACCAUUCAACAGCUUGAAAGAGGUUUACCAGUUAAUAGUGUUACUUUAUCUCUGAAAGAAAACGUUGAAGAAAUGAAAGAAAAGGUUUCGGUUAUAUCUUACCUACGAAACCCAGCCAUGAAACCACGUCAUUGGGAUUUGAUUGAAGGUGUCUUACAACAAAAACUAACUUCUGAUGGACCUCUUACUUUAAAGAAAUUAGAAAAUUUAGGUGUUUUUACCUUUCAUGAAGCUAUUCAAGAAAUAUCUAGUCAAGCAAGUUCUGAAAGCAGUCUGGAAGUGAUCUUAAAAAAGGUGGAAAGUGCAUGGAAAUCAGCAGAGUUUAUAGUUUUGCCUCACCGAGACUCUAAAGACGUCUUCAUCUUGGGCGGAACAGAGGAAAUACAGGCUUUGUUAGAUGAUUCUAAUGUUAAUAUUGCCACCAUUGCAAGCUUUAAACAUGUGGGGCCAAUCAAGUCCAGAGUGGAGGAAUGGAGCUGCCAAUUGGAUCUUUUUGGGAAAACAUUGGAAGAGUGGCUAACUUGCCAGCAUAACUGGUUGUACUUGGGUAUAUUCAGUACUCCUGAUAUCCAGAGACAACUGCCAUCUGAAGCUCGCAUGUUCACAUCUGUUGACAAAUGUUGGAAAGAAAUUAUGCGGAAGGUUAACAAAAUUCCUUUGGCCAUGCGAGCUGCAACUCAGUCAGGAAUGCUGGAAUCAUUUCAGAACAAUAAUGCACUAUUGGAUCAGAUCAUGAAAUGCUUAGAAGCCUUUUUAGAGUCUAAAAGAGUGGUCUUUCCAAGAUUUUAUUUUUUAUCUAAUGAUGAGUUACUGGAAAUCCUAGCUCAGACGAGAAACCCUCAAGCUGUGCAACCUCAUCUUUGGAAGUGUUUUGAUGCUUUAGCAGAAUUAGAGUUUGGAAAAGACUCCAAUGAGAAAACCCAAACCAAUGAAAUUUUAGCAAUGAUUUCACCUGAAGGAGAAAAGGUUUUACUAGGAAAGGGAUUGAAAGCUAGAGGAAAUGUUGAAGAUUGGCUACUAAAAGUAGAAGAAUCCAUGUUUGUUUCAUUACGGAAGUUAACAAAAACAGCUUUGCUUGAUUAUGAACAGAACAAAAGAGAAAAUUGGUUUAUGAAACAUGCAUCUCAGAUUGUCUUGACUGUAUCACAAAUACUGUGGUGCACUGACGUAACUAAGAUUCUUGAGAACGAAGCUGAUUCUUUGGUGAAACUUGAAGAGUUUGAAGCAAAAUGUUUUAAAGAAUUAAACAGGAGUGCAACUUUGGUCAGAGGAAAUAUUCCAAAGUUAAACAGGUUGACCUUAUGUUCUCUAAUAACCAUUGAUGUCCAUGCCAGAGACAUCAUUAGUGGGAUGGUCAGAAACAAGAUCACCAGGAAUGACAGUUUUGAGUGGUUGAAACAGUUGAGAUACUACUGGGAUGUGUAUGCUGAUGACUGCAUUGUUCGAAUGUCAACAUAUGAGUAUAAUUAUGGCUACGAAUAUCUUGGUGCUUCUCCUCGCCUGGUGAAUACGCCACUCACCGAUCGCUGCUAUUUAUGCUUGAUGGAUGCUCUUCAAUUAAACUUAGGGGGAGCACCUAUUGGCCCUGCAGGGACUGGAAAAACAGAAACUACAAAAGAUUUAGCCAAGUCAGUUGCAAUUCAGUGUGUUGUGUUUAAUUGCUCUGAAGGACUUGAUUACAAGAUGAUGGGUCGUUUCUUUGCUGGGUUGGCUCAAUCUGGUGCAUGGUGCUGCUUGGAUGAAUUCAACAGGAUUGACAUUGAAGUACUUUCAGUUAUUGCCCAACAGAUGAUGACUAUCAGAAAUGCUAAGAUGUCAAAGCUUUCUCGAUUUGUAUUUGAAGGAAGUGAGAUCAAGUUAGUUCCAACCUGUGCAGCAUUCAUCACUAUGAACCCAGGGUAUGCUGGUCGAGCAGAACUUCCUGAUAAUCUGAAAUCUUUAUUCCGGACGGUUUCCAUGAUGGUACCUGACUAUGCUCUUAUUGCGGAAGUUAUCUUGUACUCUGAAGGUUUUGAAUCAUCGAAAACACUAGCUCAUAAAAUGACACAAAUGUACAAGUUAUGCUCUGAGCAAUUAUCACAACAAGAUCAUUAUGACUUUGGUAUGCGUGCCAUAAAAUCUGUUUUGGUCAUGGCUGGUUCCUUAAAGAGAAAAAAUCCAGAUAAGAGUGAGGAGGUUGUUCUUCUUCGUGCUUUACAUGACAGUAAUCUUCCAAAAUUCCUGACAGAUGAUGCAGUUUUGUUUGAAGCCAUUCUUCAAGACCUGUUCCCAGGAGUUGUACUUCCUCAGCAUGAUUAUGGCAUGCUUCAAUCAGAAAUUGAGAAAAGUUUAACUUCUAAGGGUCUACAACCUGCAGGUGCUAUGGUAAAGAAGAUCAUACAGUUAUAUGAGACUAUGAUUGUGCAUCAUGGAGUCAUGUUAGUUGGGCCAACUGCUGGUGGAAAAACUACUUGCUAUAAGAUCCUGCAAGACACUCUGACUAACUUAAAUAAUGCUGGGGUACAGAAUCCAUACUUCAAACCUGUACAUACCUAUGUUUUAAAUCCCAAAUCUGUCACACUGGGAGAACUUUAUGGAGAAGUCAACAGUCUGACUUUAGAAUGGAAAGAUGGCUUAAUGGGGAUAAUUGUUAGAAAAGCUGUACAGGCUACAAAUUCUGACCAUCAGUGGGUUAUCUGUGAUGGACCUAUUGAUGCUGUGUGGAUUGAAAAUAUGAAUACUGUUCUUGAUGACAACAAAAUUUUGUGUUUGGCCAACAGUGAAAGAAUUAAGCUAACACCAUACAUUCACAUGGUGUUUGAAGUGCAAGAUCUUGUCCAAGCUUCUCCAGCUACUGUUAGUCGCUGUGGCAUGGUGUACGUUGAUCCAAAGGACCUAGGCUGGCGACCCUCUGUUAAAAGUUGGGCUUCUAGAUUACCACCUGAAAUAAAUAAUGAAGUGAAGGAUCAACUCCUAAAUCUAUUUGAUAAGUAUGUAGAUGAUGGGCUUACAUUUGUUCAGAAGAAUUGUGUUCAAGCAAUGCCACAGGUUGAAAUCAGCAUGGUGACCACUCUUUGUGCCUUGUUGGAAUCACUUCUAACAAAACCAGAAGCUUUAAGUUAUGACCAGAGAUCAUCAACUUUUCGAACAAUCCUUAGACAGACUUUUGUCUUCUGUUACAUGUGGGCAGUUGGUGGAAACUUAACAGAACCUUCCAUGGAGGCAUUUCAGCAAUUUUUGUACUCCCAGUUUGAAGAUGAUACUGAGACAAAGUUGCCAUCUGAUGAGGAGCUGCAGAGAUACUAUGUCAAUUUCUUGAAUCAUCGAAUGGAGAAGUGGGAUAAAGUAGUACCAAAAUUUACAUAUAAAAAUGACAUCUCCUUCUUUGACAUGCUUGUGCCAACAGUAGAUACAGUUCGUUUUGGGUACCUCAUGGAGCAUUUACUGCAUGUAAGGCAACCAGUGUUGUUCACUGGUACUACAGGAGUUGGAAAAUCAGUUAUUGCUCGUAGUACCUUAAACAAUAUUAGUGAGACAGCUUGCUGCUAUGUGCCUGUUUUUAUCACUUUUUCAGCCCAGACUAGCAGUCAAAUAAUACAAGAAAUGGUGGAGAGUAAGCUGAUUAAACGAAGGAAAAAUGUUCUCGGGGCUCCUUAUGGAAAACAUAUUAUUAUUUUCAUUGAUGACCUCAAUAUGCCACGAUUGGACAUUUAUGGUUCUCAACCACCAAUUGAACUUCUUCGGCAAUAUCAAGAUUGUGGUGGAUUUUAUGACAGAAAAAAGUUAUUUUGGAAAGAAAUUCAGGAUGUAACUCUUGCGGCAGCAUGUGCCCCUCCUGUUGGUGGUUGUAACCCUGUAACUCCACGUUUUAUACGCCAUUUCAGCACUCUUUGUAUUCCUGCUUCAAAAGAAGAAAGUUUGAAACACAUCUUUUUUACCAUUAUAUCGGGAUUUUUGUCAAGCUUUAAUGAAGAAGUCCAUCGCUUUGCACGUAAUAUUGUUGAUGCUGCAAUUGAAAUGUAUGGUAGAAUGAGUACUGAUUUUCUUCCAACACCAGCUAAGUCUCACUAUGUGUUUAAUCUCAGAGAUCUAUCCAAAUUUGUUCAGGGAAUAUUGCAAAUUGAUUCUACAGUUAUAAAAAGAGGACAACAAGUGUUUAAUCUCUUCUGCCAUGAAUGUCAGCGAACAUUUCAUGAUCGCCUUGUUGAUGAAAAUGAUAAGAUGUGCUUCAACACUAUUCUAACUGAAAUAUCAUCUAGUCACUUUUCAAUACAGCUGGAUGCUGCAUCCCUUGUAAAUGAACCAAUAAUAUUUGGAGAUUUUAUAAAAGUUGGUGUUCACAUGGCUGACAGGUACUAUGAACAACUAACUGACAUGGAAAGAGUGAAGUUUGUACUAAGUCAGUAUCUUGAAGAUUACAAUUUGUCAGCCUCUAAGGAGAUGAAGCUAGUGUUCUUCCUUGAUGCAAUACAACAUGUUUCUCGGAUUGCUCGAAUUAUUCGCCAGGAGAGGGGAAAUGCCUUACUGGUGGGUGUAGGUGGCUGUGGAAAGCAGAGUUUAACAAAACUGGCUAGCCAUAUGUGUGGCUACAAUUGUUUCCAAAUAGAAUUGUCUCGAGGUUAUGACUAUGCUGCUUUCCAGGAAGAUUUAAAAAAAUUGUAUGAAGCAACAGGCAUUAAAAAUGAAAACACAGUGUUCCUUUUCACUGACACACAGAUUGUAAAGGAGGAAUUUUUAGAAGAUAUAAUCAACAUUCUAAACUCUGGAGAGGUUCCCAACCUUUUCUCUACAGAUGAAUUUGAAAAAAUCAUUAUUUCUACAAGACCUGCUGCUAAAGAAGCAGGAAUAUCUGAAGGUGAUAAAGACAGUACUUAUGACUUUUUCAUCUCAAGAGUCAGGAGGAACCUUCACAUUGUGCUGUGCAUGAGUCCUGUUGGUAGUGCUUUUCACAACCGAUGUCGUAUGUUCCCAUCGCUUUUGAACUGCUGCACAAUGAACUGGUUUACUGAAUGGCCACCAGAGGCUCUCCUUUCUGUAGCUGUAACUUCUCUGGCCAGUGUAGAUUUAGGAACUGAUGAUGCAGUCAAAAAGAAAAUUGCACGAGCAUGUGUGAUUAUACAUCAGAGUGUUGGCAUUAUGGCCACUAGAUUCUUCAAAGAGUUAGGUCGCCACUAUCAUACUACCCCUUCAAACUACCUGGAACUUAUUAACUUGUAUCUGUCCAUGUUGGAGAUCAAAAGGAAGCAACUUGUACAGGAUCGAGACAGGGUUAAAAAUGGCUUAACAAAACUGAUAGAAACUAAUACACUUGUUGCUAAGUUGGAGAUGGAGCUGGCUACUUUAGAACAAAAGUUGAAAGAGAAAUCGGCAAACACUGAGGCUCUUACGGCAAAGUUAGCAGUUGACCAGGAAAAUGCUGAGGAGGUCCGAGAAGUUGUCAAGAAGGAGAAAGGAAUUUCUAAGACUAAAGCUGAGGAAACUGCUCUGAUUAAAGCCGAUGUACAAAGAGAUCUUGAUGAAGCUUUACCGGCACUAGAAGCAGCUAUGAAAGCUCUUGAUGCAUUAGAUAACACUGAUAUAUCAGAGGUUAGAGUUUUUACCAAGCCUCCAGAGAUGGUGCAGACAGUGAUGGAAGCUGUAUGUAUUCUUAUGAACACAAAGACUGAUUGGACCUCAGCUACACAGUUGCUGGGUGAACCAACUUUUCUGAGACGACUAUAUGAAUAUGAUAAAGAUAAUAUCUCAGAGACCACUACAAGGAAAUUGAAAAAAUAUAUUGAUGACCCUAAGUUUGUACCAGAAAUUAUUGAAAGAACAUCUAAGGCCUGCAAAUCGCUGUGUAUGUGGGUGAGAGCUAUGGACCUCUAUGCAAAGGUAUUUAAGACUGUGCAGCCCCAACGAGAACGUUUGGCUUCAGCUGAAGCAGAGUUAGAGGAGGUAAUGUCAGUGUUGAAGCAGAAACAGGACAGACUGAAAGAAGUAGAGACUCAGAUUGAUAAGCUUCAGUCUCAAUACCAGAAAAGUGUGGAUGAUAAGCAGAGGCUAGAAAACAACAUUGCCCAGACUGCUGCUAGGCUCAAAAGAGCCUCUCACAUUACCUCAGCUUUAGCUGAUAAGCAAGAUCAUUGGAUAUAUUCUGUUGAAAAAUUCAACGAAGAAAUAACAAAUGCAGUUGGGAAUGUCUUUAUUGCUACAGCAUGUGUAGUUUAUUAUGGUGCAUUCACAAGUCAGUACAGAAAAGAGCUCUUAAACCAAUGGAUAAGCCGCUGUAAGGAUCUAGAAAUUCCUGUGUCUGUAGACUUUUCUUUGGUCAGUGCCUUGUCAGAUAGUUAUGAAAUAGAGAAGUGGAAUACAGAAGGUUUACCAAGAGAUAAUCUUUCUACAGAAAAUGCUAUUCUUGUCACAAGAGGUUGCCGCUGGCCACUCAUGAUUGAUCCACAAGAUCAGGCUAAUCAAUGGAUUCGCAAUAAAGAAGCAUGUAAUGGCCUAAAAAUUAUCAAGCUAACAGAUUCAAAUUUUUUGAAGACCUUAAGAAACUGUAUUCGUUUUGGAAUUCCAGUACUCUUAGAAGAAGUUGGUGAAACCUUAGAUCCUUCCCUGGAACCAAUUCUUCUGAAACAGACUUUUACACGAGGAGGCCAUACUUUGAUUCGACUGGGGGACAGUGAUAUUGACUAUGAUAAAAACUUUUACUUAUACAUGACCACCAAGCUUGCCAAUCCUCAUUACCUUCCUGAAGUUUGCAUCCAAGUUACUGUUAUUAAUUUUACUGUCACCUGUUUAGGACUUGAAGACCAACUAUUAAGCAAUGUUGUAUGUUUGGAAAGACCAGAUAUUGAAGAACAAAGAUCUCAACUCAUCAAAGACAUUGCAGAAGACAAAGCUCAACUGAAGAGUUUAGAAGACAAAGUUCUACAAUUGCUCUUCACGUCAAAAGGAAAUAUUCUUGAUGAUGAAGAACUGAUUGCCUCUUUAAAUGAAUCAAAAAUGACCUCAACUACAAUUACAACCAGACUUUUGGAGGCUCAGCUUACAGAAGAAAAUAUAUCUAAGGCCAGAGAAAAGUAUCGGCCUGUUGCAGCUAGAGGCUCAGUAAUGUACUUUGCUGUAGCUGGUAUGGCUGAAAUUGAUCCUAUGUAUCAGUAUUCACUGAAAUAUUUUAGUCAGCUUUUUAGUCAGUGUAUAGAAAAUACAGAGAAGCAUGAGGAUUUGAAUGUUCACAUCAGAACCUUACUUCAAAACACUGCCUUAUCUGUUUAUAUCAAUGUCUCUAG
Messenger RNA from Limulus polyphemus (Atlantic horseshoe crab), 9753 nucleotides. It is a transcript of the gene Dhc16F, whose product is annotated as dynein heavy chain 6, axonemal-like. Gene Ontology annotation, cellular component: dynein complex. Gene Ontology annotation, biological process: microtubule-based movement. NCBI's taxonomy places the organism in Eukaryota, Metazoa, Arthropoda, Merostomata, Xiphosura, Limulidae. The record is from RefSeq and is a predicted model, not a curated record. Gene Ontology annotation, molecular function: dynein intermediate chain binding; ATP binding; ATP hydrolysis activity.